This is a messenger RNA of Antrostomus carolinensis (chuck-will's-widow), 420 nucleotides long. RefSeq names its product UBX domain protein 6 (gene UBXN6). The annotation marks the transcript as partial. Gene Ontology annotation, molecular function: protein binding. The transcript has 3 exons. Gene Ontology annotation, cellular component: cytoplasm. The record is from RefSeq and is a predicted model, not a curated record. NCBI's taxonomy places the organism in Eukaryota, Metazoa, Chordata, Aves, Caprimulgiformes, Caprimulgidae.
GACAGAAGCAGUGGAGAAGGCUUCGAUGCUGAGGACAAGAGCCAUGCGAGAGAAAGAAGAACAAAGGGAAAUGAGGAAGUACAACUACACCCUGGUGCGAGUCCGGUUUCCUGAUGGAUACAUCCUCCAAGGGACUUUUUACGCACGAGAAUCGGUAUCUGCGCUCUACAACUUCGUGAGAGAAGCACUCAGAGAUGACUGGCUGCCCUUUGAGCUGUUGGGACCAGGAGGUCUUAAACUGACUGAUGAGAACUUGGCCUUCAAUGAAUGUGGGCUGGUGCCCUCAGCCCUCCUGACUCUCGCCUGGGAUGCAGCAGUCAUGGCAGACAUUGAGGCAUCAGGGGAGGAGCAGCCAGCAAGUCCCCUUAAACCAGAACUUCUCUCCAGAGUCCAGACACUGUCGUGAAAUAAAAGGGAGUG